AUGCAGUUACGGUUCCAUGUCCCUCCUAUAGCUGAGAAAAAGAUUUUGUCCUCUAUUAUUGGUCACAAGUGGAAAAACUGGAAGAGUGCAUUGAAAGCUAAAUAUUGGAGCCCUGGGCCAGUAGAGUAUUUAGUAGAUUAUCGUGAUAAAAGAGUUCUGCUGGAUCAAUGGGUCAAAAUUCUUGGUCAUUGGAACUUAGAGAAUGCAAAGGCAAAUGAGAUAGGGCAUCCCCCGAAUAAUGUUCAAUUAUAUGCCAAGUGUUAUCUUGAUCCAAAAGGGAACUCUACCACAUGUGGUGCUGCUUUGAGUACAUUUGCAACCCGGGGGGAGCAUCAAGUUCAAGAAUGUUCCGAAGUUGUGAUAUCAAGUCCAAAUAUAACAGAAUCAACACAACAAAGAGGUGGACCUUCACAAGUAAACUUGGGACAGCAUUUGUCAUCAUCAACUAUUGUCUCAGGCAAUGCUAUGGCAAAUCUCAAGGAUGGUGCAUAUGUUUAUUUGGCAAGUGUAGAUGAUCGCAACAAAUCAUGGCUAAAGGUAUUAUUUAUAGCACAGACCCAAAUGUAG
Messenger RNA from Oldenlandia corymbosa var. corymbosa, 567 nucleotides. The record is from the annotation of a GenBank genome assembly. Lineage: Eukaryota; Viridiplantae; Streptophyta; Magnoliopsida; Gentianales; Rubiaceae.